This is a messenger RNA of Amoebophrya sp. A120, 1263 nucleotides long. The record is from the annotation of a GenBank genome assembly. NCBI's taxonomy places the organism in Eukaryota, Dinophyceae, Syndiniales, Amoebophryaceae.
UAACGGAGCGUCACGUUCCGUCGAUGCAGCCCCAACCUACUCGAAAAAAAUUCAAAAUUGCGACUUCCACAACUACACUACUCGCGGAGUUAGCCACGUCAUAGAACCUCAGGACCGGGCGGUACAGGAGAAAGAGACCGAGACCCAGUUUGAUAUGAGAUUGAUAAAAUAUUCAUUUCAAAAAUAUUCAUAGUGCAAAAAAAAAAAAUUUUUGACCGAAAAUUGCCCUAUAGGAGGCGAGGUGGUUUCUGCAUGAACAAGUUGGUGCAUUCUAUACAUGUAAUUCAAACUAGAUAGCCAGGAACGUACUAAGAUUAUACUACUUAAGACCUAUGCUAUAGUAUUGGGCUUUGGUAUCUUCUUCCAGCUAGCUACUUAAAAAAUACUAAAGAAAUACAUGCCAAAAAGAUCAUCGACUGAGUGAGUGAACGAAGACAUUCGAAGAUCCUUUUGUAAUAGUAAGUAGCUGCAGCUGCUGCUGCCGCUCCACUGCCGAUCUACCGGAAACGACCGUCGAGCCUGGAGAGCUCCUACUCCGUCGCGAUGUAGGCGUGCGGAUUCGGGCGAAUCCGCACGCCUACAUCGCGACGGAGUAGGAGCUCUCCAGGCUCGACGGUCGUUUGCGGAAGGCCGGCUACCGGAGGACAGCAGCUGCUGCAGCUGCUACUAUAUCUAAAGGAUCUUCGACAGUUCUUCGAUCUCUCUCUCAGUCGAUGAUCUUUUUUCAAGGUUCUUUGAUAGUAUUUCUUAAUUAACUAGCUGGAAGAAGAUACAGAAGCCCAAUACUUUAGCAUAGAGAUAAAGUAGCUCAAUCUAAGUACGUUCCUGGCUAUUCUAAUUGAAAUACAUACACAAAAUGCACCAAUUUGAUCAUGCAAAAGGUACAUCAGCUAAUGCAGUGCAAUUUUCGGUCAAAAAUUUUUUUUUUUUGCACUAUGAAUAUUUUUGAAAUGAAUAUUUAUAUCAAUCUCAUAUUUGAAACUACCUACUUACACCGUUGCGCCCACUCAUAAAUUCGCGGUGAGGGCGGCAUCCAUCACCUCUAGUGCGCACAAGACUAGAGGCAACAGCAUCUUGCUCCCAGCUUUGUACUGGCAAAAGCUAGGCUGGCGUUCACGACCGACCUUUCGACGACAUCGCCUAGAACAGGCUUCGGCUGUCUCCUCCAUUUAGGACAUCCUCUCCCGCGGUGCACUACAGGUAAGAAAAAAUCAAACAAAAUGGCAGAGAGGCGAAAAAGUACGGAAAGCUGGAGAGGAUGGA